Messenger RNA from Enterospora canceri, 261 nucleotides. Lineage: Eukaryota; Fungi; Microsporidia; Enterocytozoonidae. The record is from the annotation of a GenBank genome assembly.
AUGCAUGAUUUUUCAGCAUAUGCAAUUGAGAAGAGUUCUGAUGCGGAGUCUUUACUGAAGAACAAUUACUAUUUGGAUACACCAAUUGAUGUACAGAUUGGUCAUAUUGAGUUCAUUUCUGAGUUUGUAGCUGUUGUAAAUGGUAAAAUGAAAAUAUCAUUUGUAUUCAACCAGGAUGAAGCGGAAGGUGUUGUUAAUGAAGAAAUAACGCACUUGACACUCCAACAGUGCUAUAAAGAUAUUUAUUACAACAUUAAAUGA